Molecule: messenger RNA, 2811 nt
Organism: Mercenaria mercenaria
Lineage: Eukaryota; Metazoa; Mollusca; Bivalvia; Venerida; Veneridae
Product: snake venom 5'-nucleotidase-like
Exons: 10
Coding region: 157-2007 (616 amino acids)
Biological process (GO): AMP catabolic process
Cellular component (GO): plasma membrane
Molecular function (GO): nucleotide binding; 5'-nucleotidase activity; metal ion binding
Source: RefSeq, a predicted model, not a curated record
ACGGCUCCUUUAAAAUUUAUUAUACUAUUAAUACAAAUCCCAAUGCAGGAUGUAUUCGAUAUUAUCACUAUAUCUAUCAAAAUAUUUUCUCAUAGGACAGCAAAUAUGUAUACCUUCAACAUUCUGAGCGAGGCGAAACGAUUUAUUUAAUGCACUAUGAUAUUUAAUAAGCUGAUAUCUACUUACUUUAAAACCCCAACAAUCGUGUAUAGUGCAGAUAUACCCUGUUAUCACCAGUGUAAUUCAAACUGUCCUAUAAAGAUGGCGUUUCAGUACCAUCAUAUUGCAUUUUACAUCUGUGGAAUUAUUUGUUUAACUGAAAGGUCAAAAGGGGAUUAUGAGUUAACCAUCGUGCAUAAUAAUGACGUGCACGCGCAUUUCGACCAGGUUAACGCGUACUCUGGAGAAUGCACGGACAAACAAGCAAGUGAUAAUAAAUGUUAUGGAGGAGAAGCCAGGCGCAAUUCUUUUAUAAAAGAUGCACGAGAACGCUAUGAGAACACUCUUGUGUUGGAUGCAGGUGACAGGUUCACUGGGACGCUCUGGUUCAACCAGUACCACGGUGAAGCUGCAGCAACCUUUGUUAACAUGGAAAAAUAUGAUGCAGUGUGUCUAGGAAACCACGAGUUUGACCGAGGUGUAGCUGGGCUGGUGCCUUACCUUGAAAAUCUCACUGUGCCAGUCAUCGAUGCAAAUAUAGAUGUAAGCAGUGAGCCAAGACUGCAAGGACGUUUCAAUGCUACGCUUAUCAAAGAAGUAGGCGGAGUCAAAAUUGGUUUGGUCGGAUAUAUUACAACUGAUACGGCUUUUAUAUCUAAUGCAGGGCCAACUGUGGAGUUCGAAGAUGAAGUGACAGCUGUGAGAAAUGAAGUGGAGAAGUUGAAAGCCGCUGGAGUAGAUAUUGUGAUUGGGUUGAGCCAUGCUGGUUAUGGUAUGGAUAAAAAGGUAGCUCGAGAAGUGGAAGAUAUUGACGUGAUAGUUGGUGGUCACUCGCACACUUUCCUUUACUCAGGACCCCAGCCUUCUAAAGAGGAAAUAGAGGGUCCAUACCCAACCAUUGUAACUCAGCCGAGUGGGAAGACGGUGCUUGUUGUCCAGGCCUAUGCUUGGGGAAAAUACAUGGGCUUUCUCAAUGUUACCUUCGAUGAGGACUUUAAUGUCAAAUCGUGGUCAGGGCAACCAGUUUUACUGGACAAAACUAUUCCUCAAGAUCCAGCUACAUUGGAAGUUAUAAAUAAGAUGAAGAAACCCCUGGAAAAGAUAAAGGCACAAAUCGUUGGUAGAACUGUUGUCAGACUGCAGGGUGAUCCCAUUCAGUGCAGACUGAGGGAAUGCAACUCUGGUAAUCUCUUGACGGAUUCAAUGAUAGACUACCACAUUGACAAGAGGGAAUCCAAUGACACAUGGGCACUUGCUGCUAUUGCAUUGCUCUCAGGCGGAGGUAUCAGAGCUUCAACCGAACCAGGUGACAUAUCCAUGGGACAGGUGCUGACCGUUCAGCCAUUUGGCAACGUUAUCGAUAUGAUUCAGCUACGUGGAGUACAUUUACGGCAAGCAUUUGAACACUCAGUUGCAAAGUACGAUCCUCAUGAUAGACCUGGAGCCUUCUUUCAAAUGUCAGGUGCACAUGUCGUGUAUGACCUUUCAAAACCAUCUGGCAGUCGUGUUGUAUCUCUUGAAGUACGAUGUUUGAAGUGUAUAGUGCCAAAGUAUGAACCGGUUGACGAUGAAGAAAUUUACAAUAUCCUGAUGAUGGAUUUUACUAUUAAAGGAGGUGACGGAUUUACAAUGAUCCGUGAUAACCUUGUUGGACAUGUACAAAUGAAUUCCUUGGAUUCCGAUGUUUUCAAAACGUAUCUAGAAAAAAAUAAUCCAGUAUUCGCAGAUACAGAGGGCAGAAUCAAGUUUGUAAAUUCUUCAGAAACGUCUGGAACAUCUGAAACAAAAUGCACAGCAUGGAGCAUGGCAGUUUUCGUUUUUAUUUUAAGAUUCAUGAAUGUGUUCUAAUCGCAGUUAGUUAAAGCUAUUUGAAUGCCGAAAGAUCAAAUUACGAUCAGUGCCGUCAGCUUCUUUUCCUGAUUUUUUUCACAUUUAUUUGCUGUUUUGACUAUUACUGUAAUAGUGCUUGUUUUGUAUUUUCCACGUCAAAGACCUCAUGGAGUUUAUUAACUACACAGUGAUCUAUUUAAUGCCAAAAUUGUGGAAUUGUACCUAAACCCUGAUAUAGGGUUUGACAAUUAAUGGUACACCUGAGCAAAAUGACCAUUUUCCAAAUAGUUUGCUGUGAGUUAUGGCGUGAGAGUUCUACAUUGAUAUUUAUAGUUGUACAGUCAAAGGAAUAUUGUCCAUUAUAAUUUUUAUAACGUAUUAUCUUUUGAUAAAUUUUUGUAACAAAUUUUAAAACUAUCUCAAACUGUUCCUCAGUGGACAAACUAACUAUGAAAAUCUAGCUCAUGACAGUAUGAAGAUAAAUCAGCAAUUAAUAUGGCGCAGCUAGUCCCCAUUGUGAUACAAAUUACUUGUCUAUAUGAUUUAUAGUUAUAAUAAUGUUAAUAAUAAUAGAAACGAAAGGCAAUGUUUUACAUACCUAUUCACAUGACCAAAUGAUGUCUUUAUUAAAUUUAUUGUUAAUUCAUUACAUGCGAAAUAAUUGGCAUUUUUUCCUGGCAAAUGUUUGAGUCUGCUGCUGCGGUCACUGCAUCGAGAAGAUGUUCUAAUAGAUUUCAUUGUAAUAGGUCUACAUUUUUUUUUCAUUCUAACUAUCACAUAUAACACGAAAUGUUUACUGCUAAAUAAACUUAUCAAAAUGAC